This is a messenger RNA of Chelmon rostratus (copperband butterflyfish), 1862 nucleotides long. RefSeq lists its product as uncharacterized. NCBI's taxonomy places the organism in Eukaryota, Metazoa, Chordata, Actinopteri, Chaetodontiformes, Chaetodontidae. The record is from RefSeq and is a predicted model, not a curated record. Gene Ontology annotation, molecular function: nucleotide binding. Bases 136 to 1419 code for a protein of 427 amino acids. The transcript is spliced from 13 exons.
ACCAGAAACACAGUUUACCCAUUUUAAUGGGGCAAAUCUAUAUCCAGAUAGCGGUAGAUGUAGUGAGCAAUAACCCAGAGUAUAUGGAGUAUGGUGUCCCUGUUUUGUGUCAAGGUUUAAAGGUUGAGUUCAAGAAUGACUUCCCCAGUCCGUGUCAUCGUGGUUGGAGCUGGCAAUCGAGGGGAGAUCUACGGCCAGUUUGCGUCCAUCCACCCUGAGCGUGUGAAGGUUGUUGGAGUAGCUGAUCCGAGGAAAUUUGCUCGCACUAAACUUCAACAGCAGCACACAAUUGUAGAUGAAAAUAUAUUUGAAGACUGGCACAGUGUACUUGAAAGAGAGAAGUUUGCAGAUGCAGUCAUAAUUUGUACUCCGGACCGCCUUCAUAAGGAACCUGCUGUGGCUUUUGCGAAGAAGGGCUACCAUGUUCUGCUGGAGAAACCCAUGGCAACAUCUGCUGAGGACUGCACAGCGAUUGUGGAGGCUUGCACUCAGAGUGGUGUGAUGCUGUCAGUGGGUCAUGUUCUCCGCUAUGAUCCCGUCAUCCACAAGAUAAAGGAGCUGAUAGAUGCUGGAGUCAUAGGUGACGUGAUCCACAUUCAGCACUUUGAGCCGGUUGGGUUUUACCACUUUGCUCACUCGUUUGUUCGGGGGAACUGGAGGAAGGAAGCAGAGAGCUCUUUUGCUCUUUUGGCUAAGUCGUGCCAUGACAUUGACCUAAUGCAUCACUGGGCUGGAGCACGCAGGUGUGUGAAAGUGUCAUCAUUUGGAUCCGUCAGCCACUUCAGCAAAGAAAACAAGCCUCCAGGUGCUGCAGAUCGCUGCCUUGAUUGUUCAGUGGAAAGAGACUGUCCAUACUCAGCACGCAAAAUCUACCUGGAUAGAGUGAAGCAGGGUCACACCGGCUGGCCUGUAUCAGUCAUAUGUCAGAGCUCGAUCCCAGACAUCGAGUCGGUAAGUGAGGCACUGAGGACUGGACCGCAUGGCCGCUGUGUCUACGAGUGUGACAAUGAUGUCUGCAGUAACCAGGUCGUUAACAUGGAGUUUGAAGGGGGUGUGACGGCAGCCUUUUCCAUGGUUGCAUUUACUGAGGAGAUAUGCAAUCGAAAAACAACCAUCUAUGGCAGCAAGGGGGAGCUGUCAUAUGAUGGCCAUGAGGUACGUGUGUUUAACUUUCUGACCGAGAGAUCUACAAAGCACACGGCACACAAUAAUGCCCCCAGCCACUUUGGCAUGAGUGGACAUGGGGGAGCAGACUACCACCUUAUGGACGCCUUUAUUUCUGCUGUAGCGAACAAUGAUCCGUCCCUGAUCCGCUCGGGUCCCGAGGAGACACUGCUGAGCCAUUUGUUGGUGUUUGAAGCUGAGCGUUCGCGAGUGGAGAGCAGGGUGGUGUACUGUGGUGACACUAGGCAGAGUUAGAUGAUGAACAACACUUUGACACAAAAGUGAUCUCACCUUGAAAAUCAAACACUAUAAUGAUACGUGGAUGAUUAAAGACACAACUAGACAUGAAUGGCCAAAUCUUAGAACAUAAUGUUGCUGACUAUAUUAGUCAUAUUGCUCAGGGAUUUUAACACUGUGUUUGUGACUGACUGACUGAGUAAGUAAGUGAACCUGUUUCGUUUUUAAAUAAUAUAAGUACUAAGCCAAGAACUUGAUCAUUUGAUGUUCAGCAUAAUGUCAUAUUGUUUGAGUUGUAGUAUUCACUGAAUUGCUGCUAAAAAGUUGGGAAUCUGUGAAAUUUAAAUUUUCUUUGAAUCACUGUUUGCUCUUAAUGUGCUUCUUAAUGUCAUCGCACACACAGUUGUCAGUGUGCACAUAUACUGUCAUUCUGAAUGGCUUCUUCAAAUGAAUUUUUUAAA